Pocillopora damicornis (cauliflower coral) is the source of this 1818-nucleotide messenger RNA. RefSeq names its product PHD finger protein 10. NCBI's taxonomy places the organism in Eukaryota, Metazoa, Cnidaria, Anthozoa, Scleractinia, Pocilloporidae. The record is from RefSeq and is a predicted model, not a curated record. Gene Ontology annotation, cellular component: npBAF complex.
CUGGUUUGGACCUCAGCUUCCAGGCCUGCAUAUGGCGGCGAUAGCGGCUUUGUCAAUGCUCUAGUGUAGCACGCUUUUGGUGUAAUUUUUGCUCGAAGAAUGCCACGGAAGAGGAAGUCAGCUGUAUUGAAAGAACCAAAAGUUUUUACAGAGACUGAAAUACAGGAGGAGCAACAGAAAGAGAACUCGGUAAAUGAACAAGGGAAUGAAAAACUCUCCACUGAAACAACAAAUAAACAAGUUCCUGAUCCCUCUUCCCCUGAAAUUGUUGAGGAGGCCUUUACUGCAGAAAGAUUAUUUGAGUAUCAAUGGCCUCCUGACAGAUCAGGAGAGUAUUAUCUUCUGCGGCAUCAAGUGUGUCAGUUUCUAGAAACAGAAGAUCUUGAAGAAAGAAAUCCAGAUUUAGAGAGGCAUGUUGUAGUGGAUGAUGAAAAACUGUAUCUUAAAGAGCAGGGAGUCAUCACUGAUGAAACACAAGAAUUAACAGCUUAUAAGACUGAGGAUGUUUGUCAAAUAAUGAUAGAUAGUUUUCCCAAAAAAUAUAAGGAAUAUAUCAGGGUGGCUCAUGUUAAGGAACGUCAAAGGAUAAUUCGAAAAGCAGAAGAAGAAAAGAGAUCUUUGGAAACUAGAAAAGUAGCAAACUACAUCAAACGGGCCAUCAAAGAUGUGGCAGAGUUCAAUGCUCAGUUGGCUCAGCAGAGGAGAGAAGAGAGAUGUUCAUACUUUGACAUGCAGACUCAAAUAAUCCAUGUUCCAGCCAACAAGACAACACGAUUAACAAAGCCUUGCACCAAACCAAGUUUAUACCCAGUUGCUCUUCUUCCAGGACAAUUCCAGGAAUACUAUAAAAGGUACACUUCAGAAGAGCUAAACAACUUUCCACUUGGUACUGUUAUGGAAAUGCCAAAGCCCCCACUGCCUCCAGAACCAUAUGUACCUCCGCAGCAAGCAGACUCUGAAGAAUCAGAUGAUAUAUCCUUGCCAGAUUCAACAGCUGAAGAAGGUAGUGAUAGCAGUUCUGAAGAGGAAAUAGAAGAACCACCGGCAAAGAAAAUACCAGGAAAAUACAAACCCCCAAAACGUCCCGAUGCACUGUGUGGCAUUUGCUUGAAAGGCCCAGAUUCAAACAAGAAAGGACUGCCAGAGGAACUUAUACACUGCUCACAGUGUGAGAAUAGUGGACAUCCCACAUGUCUGGACAUGAACACCCAGUUGGUUGUAGUUAUCCAGACAUAUCCAUGGCAAUGCAUGGAAUGUAAAACUUGCAUCGUCUGCCGCGACCCGUUUGAUGAGGAUAAGAUGUUAUUCUGUGACGAAUGUGACCGUGGAUACCACAGUUUCUGUGUGGGACUCAAACAGAUACCAGUAGGUCGGUGGACAUGUGAUAAGUGUGGUAUGUGUGCAUCCUGCUUGAGAAGAUCCCCAGGUGAAGGCCCAACCUCCAGAUGGAAACACGAGUACACCAAACCACGAGACGGAUCAGAAGUGCAGUUCUUACAAACCUUGUGUUCUGCCUGUUCCAGGUUGUUCCGCGCAGGAAACUUCUGCCCGGUUUGCUUAAAAGUUUACCGCAAUGACGAGUCUGAUUUGCCCAUGGUGUGUUGUGACAUGUGUGACCGCUGGAUUCACACAGAUUGUGAUGGUAUCGACGAAAAGGCUUAUGCACAACUCGCCCGGACGAAAAGCAAAUACAGCUGUGUCCUGUGCCGUGGAGAGAAGCAAGAAAGAAUGGAUUCUUUUCACAGAAAGAACAGGAGCAAAGCUUCAUGAAACUUAUACAGAUUUUACUUUUCUAUUUAUGACUUACUUUUUAACUUA